Molecule: messenger RNA, 849 nt
Organism: Stegodyphus dumicola
Lineage: Eukaryota; Metazoa; Arthropoda; Arachnida; Araneae; Eresidae
Product: tigger transposable element-derived protein 1-like
Source: RefSeq, a predicted model, not a curated record
AUGCCGAAUAGAACUUACAUAACGGCAGAGGAGAAGACGAUGCCAGGUCACAAACCCAUGAAGGAUAGAUUAACUCUAGCAAUUUGCGCCAAUGCGAGUGGCGACUGUAAAAUCAAGCCUCUGCUAGUAUACCAUUCGGAAAAUCCCAGAGGCUUUAAGUCAUAUAAUAUUUUAAAAGAAAAACUGCCAGUUAUGUGGAGGGCAAAUCCGAAGGCGUGGGUCACCAGGAAAUUCUUUGUGGAGUGGAUAAACCUGGUGUUUGGCCCUUCUGUUAAAAAAUAUCUACAGAAAAACAACCUACCCAUGCAAGCCCUUCUCUUCCUCGACAAUGCCCCUACUCACCCACCAAAUCUCGAAGAUGAUUUACUCGAAGAGUUCAAGUUUAUAAAAGUUCCCUACCUACCACCCAACACCACUCCUAUCCUGCAGCCCAUGGAUCAGCAGGUGAUUUCUAAUUUUAAGAAGUUGUACACCAAGCACAUUUUUCGGCGCUGCUUUGAGGUGACGGAGAACACAAACCUUACCCUUCGAGAGUUCUGGAAAGACCACUUUAACAUCGUGAUAUGCCUAAGAAUUAUUGAUCAGGCCUGGCUGGGUGUUACAACGAGGACCUUAACCUCUGCAUGGAAGAAGCUGUGGCCUGAGGCUGUAGCUGAAAGGGCCUUCGAAGGAUUGGAACCCAAAGUGUCAGUGGUAGAGGAGCUUGUUUCUCUGGGAAAAUCCAUGAGUCUGGAGGUGGAUGAGAGAGAUGUGAACGAACUCGUCGAGGAACAGUCUCAGGAGCUGACAACCGAGGAGUUACACGAUCUACAUUUCACAGCAGCAUACGGUGGUUCAAUGAAAAAUUAG